UCGUGUAGGGAAAAAAUGGCGGACCCACAAAAGCGAUAGAAACAAAUACACACGUUACAAAGCAAGGUAAACAUCCUCGGAUACACCGAGCGGCAUCUCCGUUAAGGCUCGACUUCAGCGCUGAGCCGAAAUGACCGCUAACUAACCUCACAGUGCUGCCUGAAAAACAGGGAGCCGGUCGCUUUAAUUUGGGAGCCGUCCCCCCUUUGGCGGCGGAAAAAGGCGCACUUCUAUUGAAAGGGAGCUCAUCCGAUAAGGAGAAACGCAGCAAAACGGUUAUGAAGUUAUAAGUGGAGGCCACUUUUGUUUUGUUAGUUGGUCAGUAUUGUUGGAGCAUGAGGAAACCUGUACCACAGAAAGCGAUAGAGUGGAAAGAUGCCCGAAGGAUUAAGCAUGCUAGGAGUGGACGGCCUUCCCGCGUGCCCUCACAGUACCAAGGGCACUUCAGUUGGGAGAAAUACCUGAAAGAGACGGGCACUAUUGCUGCCCCUGCCUCAUGUUUCAGACAGAGCCUAACACCUCCAGUAAAUGAGUUCAAGGCAGGCAUGAAACUGGAGGCUCAGGACCCGCGAAACACCACGUCUACCUGCAUCGCCACAGUGGUGGGCUUGACGGGUUCGCGGCUGCGGCUGCGCUUGGAUGGGUCUGACAACAAAAACGACUUCUGGCGCCUGGUGGAUUCCUCAGAGAUCCAGCCUAUCGGCAGCUGUGAAAAAAACGGAGGCAUGCUGCAGCCACCACUUGGUUUUCGUCUCAAUGCGUCCUCCUGGCCCAUGUUCCUUCUGAAAACACUAAAUGGAGCAGAGAUGGCUCCCUCUCGCAUCUUUCACAAGCAGGAGCCUCCCGCCCCAGAGCAGAACUCCUUCCAGGUGGGCAUGAAGCUGGAGGCUGUAGACCGGAAAAAUCCCCACUUUAUCUGCCCAGCGACAGUAGGUGCAUUGCGUGGUGUUGAGGUGCUGGUCACCUUUGAUGGCUGGCGAGGAGCCUUUGAUUACUACUGCCGCUAUGACUCAAGGGACAUCUUCCCUGUUGGCUGGUGCGCCCUCACUGGAGACAAUCUUCAGCCACCUGGCACGAAAGUGGUGCUGCCUAAAAGCCUUGGGGCAUUGACAGACGGAAGUGUGGAGAGCCCAAUCAUGCAUCCCAGCCCCACGGUGGGCAGGCCUCCAGGCCAGAGAGGACGCAAGCCAGGCCGCAGGAAAACCAAAGUGACAGGGCACUGGAAUCAGAAGGGCUCUACACUGGGAACACAGAGCAUCCAGCCAGAAAAAGUCCAGGAACCUGUCAAAAUUCCCAAGAAGAGAGGACCAAAACCAGGCAGUAAGCUGGGGUGGGCAAAGAGAGCUAGCUGGCUAGAGGAUUCCAUGGCUGGGCCAGGGCGACCUGUGACAGGCCCAGGGCGAACCAGGGGCAGACUGCCUGCCAACUGGGCGCAGAGGAUAACUUUGCAGCAGGGUCAGACUCAGGCAGAACCUAUCAAGAUCCCAAAGAAAAGAGGGCCGAAACCUGGCAGCAAGAGAAAACCACGAGUGGUACCUAAUCCAGUCCCCACGUCUCCCACCAGCAGUACCCCAGAGCCUGACACCAGCACUGUGCCCCUGGACAAUGCUACCAUCCCCAAUUCUGCACUACAGGCUCCCACAGUUUGUGUGUACCUAAACAAGUACGGCAAGAUGGGACCCCAUUUAGACCAGCGGCGUAUCCAACAGCUGCCAGACCACUUUGGGCCAGGCCGAGCCUCGUCGGUGCUUCAGCAGUGUGUCCAAGCUUGUGUGGACUCUGCUCACAACCAGGGCACAGUCUUCUCCUGCCUGAAAUCUGGACAAGGAGGAGAAGUCAUUUCAGCCCUUUUUGACCAGCAGCAGCACACCUUGACCCUGCCAACUGUCAGCAGUGUCACCUAUGUCCUCCGCUUCCUGGAAAAACUUUGCCACAACCUGCACUGCGAUCCUUUGUUUGGCAGCCAGCCUGUAGCCAGAGGCGGUCUUCACUACGACAGUCACAUGUACACUACAGAGAGGAGAAGUUUUGGAGACAGUCUGACAGCGGGCCCAGUACGAAGCACAAAGCGGUUCCUUCAGGACUUCAACAAUCCUCUGUCUCCGAAACUGCCAAAAAUCCCACGGCACUCCACUGAUGGUGAGUCCUUCAUAGAGAACAGUGUUGCCACAUCAGAGCACUUAAAGAAGAGCCCCCUUUCCCAAAACUCUACAGGACUGACUUCUGGCCCGAGGUCCUCCUCCAAACUGCUGCAUCAUAACAACUCUACAGGUUCAGGUAGUUUCCGUGAGAGCCCCAGGCCCAGCGGUCAGGAUCCCAACCUGUGGACAGUAGAUGAAGUCAUGCAGUAUAUCAGGGAUAUCGACCCAGUUCUGGCCCCACAUGCUGACCUUUUUAGAAAACAUGAAAUUGAUGGGAAAGCCCUUCUGUUGCUGCGUAGCGACAUGAUGAUGAAAUACAUGGGUUUGAAGCUUGGCCCUGCCCUCAAACUCACCUUCCACAUUGACAAGCUUAAACGGGCUUGACGACAUCAGUCAACCAGACGCAGCCUUCUGAAGGACUUAACUGUAUCGCCACCUCCAUAUUCUAGGUUCAGUAUAUCAUGCACUUCAUAAUGGACAUAUGCUGACAAUUUACAUGUAGCAACUUCCACCAUACUCCAUCCAGUAUACACACCCUUGUUCUGACCUCAUUCAGUCAGGGAUGUUUAUUUUGUGUAGCACAAUCCAGCCCUAAGGCAGCAUGGGAUAGGGGUAGGAUCAGCCACUCGUCUGUCAUCAGUUUUGCAUUUCAGUCUAACUUGAAGAAUCAUACGUGGCCAUUUUAACUGUAAAAGGCCUUUUGGCCUGCUUUUAUUAUGUUACAUUUAUCUGUACAUUUCAUAUUUUGUACUUCAUGAAUACAAGUAUAUGGACUUUUUCAGUGUUUUGUGUUGGAAUACGCUAAAAAAAAAAGAAAACCCUAAAGGAAGAAAAGAAAUGUUACAUCCCAAUAGUUGGGAUUUCUUCCGAUCAGUCUCUGUUUGAGGCAUAAUUUUGCAACUACAACAGUAAUAAUUAUGAUUAGAAAAGCGUGUUUUAUAAAACUUUAUUCUGAGAAAAACUGCCAUCAAGAUGGGUUUUUUCUCUUAUUCUGGAUGUUGUUUACAAUGCCUUGUCUUGUCUUUGUUAUUUGUACUUUUUUAAUUUUUUAUACUAUAUUAUUAGAGUUCCUACAUGGAGAGCCCUAUCAUGCUUAACAUUGUUCAAUAAAUAUAUAAUAAUUCAA
Messenger RNA from Pelmatolapia mariae (spotted tilapia), 3267 nucleotides. RefSeq names its product polycomb protein SCMH1. The transcript is spliced from 17 exons. Gene Ontology annotation, biological process: negative regulation of DNA-templated transcription. Gene Ontology annotation, cellular component: nucleus. Gene Ontology annotation, molecular function: histone binding; chromatin binding. NCBI's taxonomy places the organism in Eukaryota, Metazoa, Chordata, Actinopteri, Cichliformes, Cichlidae. The coding region runs from base 336 to 2525 and encodes 729 amino acids. The record is from RefSeq and is a predicted model, not a curated record.